AUGAAACCUCCCGACGGACUGGUGGUCACAUUCAAAGCAGUUGCGUUUCGGGAAGGGACUAAUCGGAAGAGCUGCACAAUGUUUAACGAGAAUAAUGAGCUUAAAUGCUAUAUUACAAAACUUCAACCAAACUCUGUAUACACUGUUGCCCUGGAGGCUUGCAAGAACGAGGACGAUUGUGUGGCCUACGGUGAUAGUGUCCGUAUUCAGACGAGGCCUGGCGCCCCAGGUUACUCCACCUUGGAAUCCUCAGCCUCGGAUUCUCUAACUAUGUCAAUCAAACCUCCGACAGAUGCCACUGAAAGGGACUACGUCUAUGCGGGCACCUUUGAAACAUCUUUAUAUACAAAUGUCUUUGGUGGUGGUUGUGAAAUGAAGCAGCUUGCUGCCAACUCUGUCUGUCAAACAGACCUGGCUGUGCCCGACACGUACUACUACUUUCGUACCUUCGCCUGCACGCUCGAGCAUAUGCUGUGCACCGAAGGGCCUCAGAAAAGUGCACGUACCAAAGCGCCAGGCGUGAAACUACCCAAACCAGAGUGGGUCGGGCAAACCUCAACCAACAUCAGCUGGACAAAAGAACUCAGCACGUUUCAUAACAUACGCUAUGUCUUCGUGUACGCUAAAGACUACUAUGGCUACACACAGCAGUGCUUUUCGACUACGCGAGAUAAAUGCAGGCUGAAAAACCUACGGCCGGACACGUACUACACCAUAACAACCAGCGCCUGCAAAAAUCUCGGCUUCUGCAUCGCCUCAACGGAUUCAAUCACUAUACGAACCAAAAAGCCCGAUUAUUUGACGACUCCUACCAACGUCAGUGUUCGAAGCUUGACGCUUACAACCGUAAAUUUGACCUGGACCGAACUGCAGGUCGAGGAUAUAAACGUACGCGAUUCGAUUGAGUAUAUGGUCUCCUUAAAAGCAAUAAAUGAUCCAAAAAUCCCGGACAAAAGAGUCUUUUUCUCUGCAUACCCGGCCCCCAUUGACGGAAACUACUUGGUUGAAAAUCUAUACACUGACGUCAACUAUUCCAUAACAGUGUCAGUCUGCGCCAGUGACGACGUUUGUUCGUAUUCCUCAAAACCAGUCACUGUCAGAACUGUCGCAAAAGAUGGCUACAUAUUCAAAGCCACAUCGAUUGAACCGCUGACUGCCAGCGUUAGUUGGCACUGCAGUAAAUCAAAUCCUGACAGUGAGCUCAGAGUUUUAUUGAACUCCUCACCAACUGCGGUGUGCACCUCGGCAGAUUCUGUCGGUGAACAUACCUGUCAAGUCACGGGUCUUCUGCCUUCAUCCAGCAAUAGCGUCAAGCUCACUAGAUGCGAAAAGGCCACUGACGCCUGUGAGGAUCUGUACAACCUAUAUGUGCGAACAGCCAGUGGCGGUAUGUGA
Molecule: messenger RNA, 1395 nt
Organism: Dibothriocephalus latus
Lineage: Eukaryota; Metazoa; Platyhelminthes; Cestoda; Diphyllobothriidea; Diphyllobothriidae
Source: the annotation of a GenBank genome assembly